UUUUAUUCUAGAGAAAGGGUGGAGGAAGUAUGGCUGCCAUCGGCAUUGCUUUCUUUUUCUGCCUCAUUGCCACAGUAGUCCAUUCAAGCAACUACAUACCUUCUUCUUAUGGGGGUAUAAACACGCUAUUGAAUUGCAGGGAUGAUCCAUUGGUCUUACCUUUACAACCCAGAGGACCAGGUGAUAUCUGGCAACCAGCAUACUCAAGGAGAGACUUGGCAGCCAGUCAAUUCCUUUAUCUUGACAUUGCUUUACUCUAUGGACACUUAGGUCCUGAUUUUGACUCUACCUACACACAGCUGGAAGACCCAACAGCAAUGAAUCCACCAAUAAAUCCACCCAUUCCUCCAGAAUUGGUUACACUACCUCGUACCAUGGUUAACAGAACGUUUUUCCCAGAUAUGGUAUACAAUGCUUCAGAGCAGUUUACCAUACGUCGUUGGGUUGGGGAUCAGCUAGGCUGCAAGCUGGAAGCAGGAUGGGUUGACUUGAGACAGAACUUUUUCCCUCGGUGGUAUGCUGGCAGAAAAUGUUUACCAAUAAGAGGUAACUGCAGCAUUCCAUCUGGAGGACAACAAUGCUGGCCUGAUCUAACGGAUUUAGAUUAUGUCACAAUGCUUGCAUGGGAUGCUUGCUAUGUGCCAGUUGGUACUACUGAAGCCUAUACUUUUGGAUGGAGAAAAGUUAGUGUACCCAUUAUCAGAAGAUGCUCUUGCACCUGUGACUAUAUUGCUCCUCGUUAGAAAAGAAGCUUACGUUAUAAUGAUACAACCAAUAAUGCGUUGACUAUAUUAAAACUUUAUCAAUUAUUUUUGCG
Amphimedon queenslandica is the source of this 817-nucleotide messenger RNA. RefSeq lists its product as uncharacterized. Gene Ontology annotation, biological process: dorsal/ventral pattern formation; negative regulation of BMP signaling pathway; negative regulation of cell differentiation. The coding region runs from base 30 to 743 and encodes 237 amino acids. Lineage: Eukaryota; Metazoa; Porifera; Demospongiae; Haplosclerida; Niphatidae. The transcript is spliced from 6 exons. The record is from RefSeq and is a predicted model, not a curated record.